Fraxinus pennsylvanica is the source of this 828-nucleotide messenger RNA. NCBI's taxonomy places the organism in Eukaryota, Viridiplantae, Streptophyta, Magnoliopsida, Lamiales, Oleaceae. The record is from the annotation of a GenBank genome assembly.
AUGGUGGCGCCGCGGGGUUUGGUAUUGGAAGCUGGAGGGCGGGUAUUGGAUAAGGACGAGGAGAAGAAUGCGGAGUCUUCCUCCGGGAAGAAGUCCAAGGCGGAGAAGUUUCCGAUUUCUAGGUGGGAGUUUGGGGCGGCGUUAGGGGUGUUUAUGGUAUUUUCUACCGGAUUGUUGUUUAUUUACAUCUCCAUGCCCUCUGCCGAAUAUGGGAUGCUCAAGUUGCCUCGUAACCUCGCAGACCUUCGCUUAAUCAAAGAUCAUCUUGCUAAAUAUGCUCAAGUUUACCCAGCAAAGUUCAUUCUAGGUUACUGCUCAACAUACAUAUUCAUGCAGACAUUUAUGAUUCCUGGGACAAUUUUCAUGUCUUUACUAGCUGGGGCACUCUUUGGUGUUAAAGGCAUUUUUUUGGUUGUCUUUAAUGCAACAGCUGGUGCAUCGUGCUGCUAUUUUCUAUCUAAACUUAUUGGCAAGCCUAUUGUUACUUGGUUAUGGCCUGAGAGAUUGAGAUAUUUCCAGGCUGAGAUAGCAAAGCGGAGAGAGAAAUUGAUUAAUUACAUGCUCUUUUUGAGAGUUACCCCAACAUUACCAAAUCUCUUUAUCAAUCUGGCAUCACCUAUUGUGGAUAUACCAUUUCAUAUUUUCUUUCUGGCAACUGUUAUUGGUCUUAUUCCAGCGUCCUACAUUACAGUUAGGGCUGGACUUGCUCUUGGAGAUCUAAAAUCAGUCAAAGAUCUAUAUGAUGUUAAGACCUUGGCAUUGCUUUUCCUCAUUGGGUCUCUUUUAUUAGUUCCAACCCUUUUGAAGAGGAAACGCAUAUAUGAAUAG